AUGUCUUUAACGUUUGAAGAUUCUAUUGGACACCUUGAUUUGACCAUAUUUUGUGUGCUUGUGUACGCUUGUGUACAUUUGCGUAUGUUUGUGUACAAUUUACUAAAGAACUGUACUACCAAAACUCCUAUUGGUAGCAAGUAUCAUUUGAUACACACAUACAUGAUUACAGAAUUAGAGAUAAAUGCGUCAAGACGAUUGCAACCCAUACUCAAGGAAAUAUAUUUUGAGUAUCGAGGCCAUAAAUCUGUGCAUCUUCCUAUUUACUCUUCUGGACUUAACCCUAUAGACCAAGACACAAACUUCGCGUAA
Messenger RNA from Phycomyces blakesleeanus NRRL 1555(-), 312 nucleotides. RefSeq lists its product as hypothetical. Bases 1 to 312 code for a protein of 103 amino acids. The record is from RefSeq and is a predicted model, not a curated record. The transcript has 4 exons. NCBI's taxonomy places the organism in Eukaryota, Fungi, Mucoromycota, Mucoromycetes, Mucorales, Phycomycetaceae.